UUUUCCGGCUCGUGGGGAGUCGGUCGCGAGAGGCGGACGGUCUGAAGUUAGGAAGCGUUUUCGGCGGCGCUUCGACGGGCCCCCAGCCGUCAACAUGCCACAGAACGAAUACAUAGAAUUACACCGAAAACGGUAUGGCUACCGCUUGGAUUACCAUGAGAAAAAGAGAAAGAAGGAAAGCCGAGAAGCUCAUGAACGUUCAAAGAAAGCAAAGAAAAUGAUUGGUCUAAAGGCCAAACUCUACCAUAAACAGCGUCAUGCUGAGAAGAUUCAGAUGAAAAAGACUAUCAAGAUGCAUGAAAAGAGAAAUACCAAGCGAAAGAAUGAUGAAAAAACUCCCCAAGGAGCAGUGCCUGCCUAUCUGCUGGACAGAGAGGGACAGUCCCGAGCCAAAGUCCUUUCCAAUAUGAUUAAACAGAAACGAAAAGAGAAAGCUGGUAAAUGGGAAGUGCCCUUGCCAAAAGUUCGUGCCCAGGGAGAAACAGAAGUGUUAAAGGUUAUUCGUACAGGAAAGAGAAAGAAGAAGGCUUGGAAGAGAAUGGUUACUAAAGUGUGCUUUGUUGGGGAUGGCUUUACUCGAAAACCACCGAAAUAUGAAAGAUUUAUUAGGCCAAUGGGUUUACGUUUUAAGAAGGCUCAUGUAACUCAUCCUGAACUUAAAGCUACUUUUUGCCUGCCCAUACUUGGUGUGAAGAAGAAUCCCUCCUCCCCACUAUAUACAACUUUGGGUGUUAUUACCAAAGGGACUGUCAUUGAAGUGAAUGUGAGUGAGCUGGGCCUUGUGACACAAGGAGGCAAAGUUAUCUGGGGAAAAUAUGCACAAGUUACCAACAAUCCGGAAAAUGAUGGAUGCAUAAAUGCUGUCUUGCUUGUUUGAUUGACUGAUUGAAUGAAGUUCUACAUCUUUGACAAUUAUUAAAGAUUCUACAAUAUAUCAAGAAAACCACAA
Trichosurus vulpecula (common brushtail) is the source of this 949-nucleotide messenger RNA. RefSeq names its product ribosome biogenesis protein NSA2 homolog. The transcript has a single exon. The record is from RefSeq and is a predicted model, not a curated record. Lineage: Eukaryota; Metazoa; Chordata; Mammalia; Diprotodontia; Phalangeridae. Gene Ontology annotation, cellular component: nucleolus; preribosome, large subunit precursor. Gene Ontology annotation, biological process: maturation of 5.8S rRNA; maturation of LSU-rRNA. Bases 95 to 877 code for a protein of 260 amino acids.